Schizosaccharomyces cryophilus OY26 is the source of this 1425-nucleotide messenger RNA. Its product is annotated as cyclin Clg1. Gene Ontology annotation, biological process: regulation of cyclin-dependent protein serine/threonine kinase activity. Gene Ontology annotation, molecular function: protein kinase binding; cyclin-dependent protein serine/threonine kinase regulator activity. The coding region runs from base 1 to 1425 and encodes 474 amino acids. The record is from RefSeq and is a predicted model, not a curated record. The transcript has 2 exons. Gene Ontology annotation, cellular component: nucleus; cyclin-dependent protein kinase holoenzyme complex. Lineage: Eukaryota; Fungi; Ascomycota; Schizosaccharomycetes; Schizosaccharomycetales; Schizosaccharomycetaceae.
AUGGCCUUCUCUUACCAGCACACUAAUCGCUCGCAAGCCCAGCCUUCAGGGGCUGCCCCCGGCUAUGGUAUGUUUGCCCCCGUUUUGUCUAGUAAUAAUGCAAACUCUGCUGCAUCGGUUGCUGCUCUGUUGAGCCAUACCCCCAUGUACGGGCUUGGCCAGCGUCGUCCGUCCUUUUUGCCUGGUAAGUCGGGCAUUUCUAUCCCUUCUUCUUCUACCUCUCACCAUCUCCGUACUUCAUCCAACUCUUCCAGUGGUGUUCCUGGUUCUGCUGCUGGUCCUUAUCUUUCACAGCAUAGGCUUCAACAACGCCUACCUGCUCCUGCACCUUCAAAUUAUUAUUGGCCUCCUUACCAGCAGUCCAUCCCUGCGGCCGGCCAACCUCAACGCUAUUUAGGUCCCGAGAAGUAUCCUUUGGCAUAUCAUCCUUCUGCCCAAAAUCCUGCUCUCGGAAACCCUUUAGUGUUGAACCCUUCUGGUCAAGUUCCUUAUUCUUCUUUAAUUCCUGGAUCCCGUGGGACUUAUUACGAUUCUUUAGCAAAUGCCGGUCCCGUUAACUGUUAUGCUGCUGGUGCUGCUGCUCAAGCCGGUAAUCCCGCUGCUUGCGCUAAUGCCCCUGCAGCAUUAGGCAACCGUUAUGACUCAAAUGUCUGCAACGUUGCUCCUCCUGUGGGACAUCGUAUGUCUCCUCAAUACCAGGCCGAAGACAGUGCUAUGGAUCAAGAUGAGCUUAGUUAUACAGGAGGUGUAUCUGCCAACUUGGAUUACAAGAUGGAUCAAAUGGUUGAGUAUCUUUCUAUCAUGACUUGCAAACUCUACGCUCGAUUUCUUAACAAUGCUCAAAUGCAUUCUCUAGCGAACUCUUUGCCGAGCCUUGUCUUUUCCUUCCGUAAAUUCGUUCUCCAAGUCUUGACUUCAACCCGUCUUCCUCGUGCCUCUUGCUUGUUGGCAUUGUCCUAUAUCUCUGAUCGCUUGGAUGCUGCGUCCCAGUCUUCUGAAUUUUUAAACCACUGGACAAAGGAGACUCCCUUUUUCCAAAUUUGCGCGUUACUUACAAGUGCUUUAAUCCUUGCUAACAAAUAUUUGGAUGACAACACUUUUACCAACCAAUCAUGGUCUCAAGUAACUGGAUUUAGAACCCAACUGUUAAACAAGUUCGAACAAGACUGGCUAGUAAGCAUGUCUUGGAACUUAAGCCCGGGUCCUCGUGGUCAGAAGGCUUGGGAAUGGUGGAGUGCUUCUUACGCAUUAUUUACUUCCUCUAAUAAUGGUAGUAUUAACAAUAAUCAUGAUCAAUCUCAAGGCGCUGGUCAAUUUGCUACUAACUCGCCAUCAGUGAAUCGUACCUGCUCGGAUUACAAUUACUAUUAUCCGUAUUCGCAGGUGGGAUACUUUCCAAUGUACACCCGCUAUGCUAUGACAUAA